Lethenteron reissneri (Far Eastern brook lamprey) is the source of this 4135-nucleotide messenger RNA. Its product is annotated as tyrosine-protein kinase Fyn-like. NCBI's taxonomy places the organism in Eukaryota, Metazoa, Chordata, Hyperoartia, Petromyzontiformes, Petromyzontidae. The record is from RefSeq and is a predicted model, not a curated record. Gene Ontology annotation, molecular function: protein binding; protein tyrosine kinase activity; ATP binding. Gene Ontology annotation, biological process: protein phosphorylation.
UUAGCACCGCCCGGUUCGCGGCGGUGGAAGCAGCGGAGCCGCCCGUCGUUCUCCGUCUGUCGCCUGCCCCUCUCGCUCCCUCCCCGUGUCUCACGCUUCGGCCUCCUCGUUAGUCGUGUUUUGCUGCUGCUGCUGCUGCCGUCGUCGUCGUUCGCAGCAUUUCCCCUCUCUCCGUCGCCGUCAAUUCCCCGCGUUCGUCGCGAGGCAGUUCAUUUUGCCGCCCCCUUCCCCCCUCCUCCUCCUCCCAGCAGGCGUCGGCGGUCGCAAGGUUGGGGCCGCAUUCACCCCCCCCAUGGGAUAGGCCCAAAGGUAAAACCAUGGGUUGUAUGAAGAGCAAGCAAAAGCAGUCUCCACCGAGGAAGCACCAGGUGGAUGAAAGUGUCGGCAACUUGGGGCACUCGACCCCGACCAACCGCUACGAAUCCGAACCCAGGACGCAGUCUGCUCAGCAACCGAUGCGCAUCACCAACGCCAUUCCCGACUUCAACUUUGCGGGGUCCAUGCUCUCACCAUUUGGUGGAGCCAGCUCCAUGAGUGUGUCUUCUCCACAGCGCACACAUCUUGCAGGAGGAGUAACGCUGUUUGUCGCGCUCUAUGACUACGACGCCCGAACACAGGACGACUUGAGCUUCAGAAAAGGCGAAAAAUUCCAGAUCAUUAACAACACGGAAGGGGACUGGUGGGAGGCAAGAUCCCUCUCUACUGGAAACAAAGGGUACAUACCCAGCAACUACGUGGCACCUGCGGACUCAGUGCAAGCAGAAGAGUGGUAUUUUGGGAAAGUUAGCCGCAAAGAUGCGGAGCGCCAACUGCUCUGUCCAGGAAAUCCUCGGGGCACAUUUUUGAUCCGUGAAAGUGAGACCACCAAAGGUGCCUACUCACUGUCCAUUCGGGACUGGGAUGAGGUAAAGGGGGAUAACGUGAAGCAUUACAAAAUCCGUAAGCUGGACAAUGGUGGGUAUUACAUCACCACUCGGGCGCAGUUUGACACACUGCAGAAGCUGGUACAGCACUACUCAGAGCGGGCAGCGGGGCUGUGCUGCCGGUUAGUGGUGCCUUGUCGCAAGGGGAUGCCCAAGCUGGCAGACCUGUCGGUGAAAACCAAAGACAUGUGGGAGAUCCCUCGCGAGUCCCUGCAGCUUAUCAAGCGCCUGGGCAAUGGGCAGUUUGGGGAAGUCUGGAUGGGCACAUGGAAUGGUACCACCAAGGUGGCGAUAAAGACACUCAAACCCGGCACCAUGUCGCCCGAGGCUUUCUUGGAGGAGGCUCAGAUCAUGAAGAAGCUUCGGCACGAUAAGCUGGUGCAGCUAUACGCCGUCGUCUCUGAGGAGCCCAUCUACAUCGUCACUGAGUUCAUGAGCAAGGGGAGCUUGCUGGAUUUCCUUAAGGAGGGUGAUGGACGGUAUUUAAAGCUGCCCCAGCUAGUAGACAUGGCUGCCCAGAUUGCGGCCGGGAUGGCAUACAUUGAACGGAUGAACUACAUCCAUCGAGACCUGCGUGCCGCCAACAUCCUCGUGGGCGAUAACCUCAUCUGCAAGAUCGCUGACUUUGGUCUUGCCCGUCUCAUCGAGGACAACGAGUACACAGCUCGCCAGGGUGCCAAGUUUCCAAUUAAGUGGACAGCCCCAGAAGCAGCCAUGUUUGGCCGAUUUACCAUAAAAUCUGAUGUCUGGUCGUUUGGCAUUCUACUGACGGAGCUGGUGACCAAGGGGAGGGUACCGUAUCCAGGCAUGGUAAACCGCGAGGUGCUGGAGCAGGUGGAGCGUGGCUACCGCAUGCCAUGCCCACCCAGCUGCCCCGAGUCGCUGCACGAGCUCAUGAUGCAGUGCUGGAAGAAGGACCCUGAGGAACGGCCCACCUUUGAGUACCUGCAGGCCUUCCUCGAGGACUACUUUACUGCCACGGAGCCACAGUACCAGCCUGGGGAGAACCUGUGACCCGCUCUGCCCACCACACAGUGUGCUUCCUGCCUGAAAAUUGUCCGGGCCCACACGCAGGCAUUAAUCUGGGGGAGGGCGUGGGUUGAGUGCGUUCGUCUGCGCACGCACGCGUACGUACGCGCUUUCAACUUGGCCUGUGAAGUUGCCGCGAGAAAAGAGGAUGGAUGGGGUUUUUUGCUGGUCAGGGUGGAACAGGGUCUUUUGAACCCUGUGUUAAUUUUUAUUAUAAUGAAGGCCCUGUUUCUAUACAGACAGUUGGCCUUUCUGAAGGUUAAGCCACUCGCCACGCUAAACCAAGUCGCCUGAUGCCGGAUGCAAGUUUCAACACUUUUAAAUGCUACUUGUAUAACAAUGUUUUUUUUAUAUAUUGCAUAUUGCUCACUGUAAUUACGGCAUACUACUACUACUGCUAAUGCUGCUUUAAUGCAGUUUGAUAAGAGACUGAGGAGGCAGGAUCUGGUACACUAAUUCCACAUUUGGAUGCGCAGUCUUGGGCUCAAAGGGGUCGCAAUGGAAACCAUUCCUGUGCCAAAGACUCAGCCACUCUGAUUAAUUGCGUACUCGUGUUGUAUAGCGCAUAGCCUCUGGGUUUUUGCGAUGCAGUGAUGUAAUUAACAACAAUAAUUUAUGUUUGUCCUGGGGUUCAGUGUCACACUCACAAGAGCAGGGACUCGGACAAAAAUUGCCACUACGUAAUGCAAGAAAACCCGACAAUAUUAUUAUUACAGGAGAAAAUUAAUGACACAUUCCACUAUUCUGACAAACUUUUUGAAAAUGGUAAGCUGGCUCAAAUGUAACUGGAUGGUUCUAAAGUUACCCGGUUAUCAUGUACAAAGGUGGCUGUUGUGGAUUCGCGCGUGUAUAACGAAAACAAUAUACUGUUUGGCGCAUAUGAAACGGUGCACCGUACCUAUGAAACGGUUACUUUCAUGGUUCUGGCUUUGUGCAUUUUACGUUGCUUUAAAGCUAAUUUGCUAACCAGUGCUGCACGAUUACUCCAAGCCUGACCACUGGGCAAUAAGCUUACUGAGAAUAAACAAUGUAAAGAUGAAAAUACUGUAGGAGGGGUGCUGAUUAAUGAUGUUUUUUGCGAAGGAUUGUACAGAUUAAGUGGGAGGAGUCACAUUGAGACUGCCGUGAAGUCCGUUUUUACUUGCUCUGUGUUGAACACUACAUUUUUAUAACAGAUGUCAUGGUUAAAUGUUUGUUUAUUAUUGUAUGCAUUUUAAUGAAUCUAUUAUGCUUAGCCAAUUUAUAAAUAUUUUUUCUAGUAAAAUGUGUAUAUUUUAGCCAGUUAGAGUUGUCACUGUGUGCUCUGUUUAGUUGCAAUCUUUUCCAUAAAUGUGCAACCGAUUUCAGCCUAGUUGAGCUUUUAUACUUUUUUUGAAAUAAAUUAUACUAUAUAUGCAUACCUGCAUGCAUGACUAAUGUUUUAUUACAGAGUUCAACAGUAAUUGAUUUCUUUUUUUAACUGGUGCCAUUGCUCUGAAAUGAAACUAUGCUAAAAGUGAAGCUUUUUUGUAAGUACGGUUCCAAGAGCUUAACAUGAAUAGCGAGAGAUCAUGACAUUCAAUUUUCAAGUUUUUGUAAUUUAGCCUAAAUAUAAUUUGUACUGGUGCCAGCAAUUGAGUAGGCCCUUGUGUGAGCCAGUCCUUUUUGCCUAUUGGUGAGGUAUAAUGUGGUGGUGGUGAGAAUCGACAACUAUUUAGGCUUUUGUUCGAACAUGUUGGAAUAUUUUUCAGAUUCCUCUGCGGUCAUUUGUUGAUUGCCUACACAGUAUUUGUUAUAAAGGAAAAUCCACGUUGCAUUGGCGGUCUUUUAGUUUAGCCUCUUUGAGUGUGAGUUUAACUCUUUUUUUCGAAUAUAGUUUCAUACAGCCCAUUUUUGAAGGAGGUGGCAGUAAGGUUGUGAAAGAGUAGCUUGCUCAGAACGGUUAUCAGCUCCUGGUCAGUGCAUGAGCCUACCUUGGACUGCAGGCUUUGAGUACACUCAUGCCAGCACUCGUGCUAAUCACGACGCUAAAAUGUUUUCGCUGAUCGUUUCUCUCUCCACCCCAAAAUUGGUUUACAUAUUGUAUUUACUGUAAAGUUAUCAUGAUUGAAUGUUCCUGGAAAAUACUUGUAAUGCUUCACCCAAUAUGUAUCAAAAUCCAUUCCUUCAUUUCUUACAUUAAAUAAAAGCACUAGCUACUUAAA